Xiphias gladius (swordfish) is the source of this 4622-nucleotide messenger RNA. Its product is annotated as inactive phospholipase C-like protein 2. Gene Ontology annotation, biological process: intracellular signal transduction; lipid metabolic process. Lineage: Eukaryota; Metazoa; Chordata; Actinopteri; Istiophoriformes; Xiphiidae. The transcript is spliced from 13 exons. The record is from RefSeq and is a predicted model, not a curated record. Gene Ontology annotation, molecular function: phosphatidylinositol-4,5-bisphosphate phospholipase C activity. Bases 105 to 3566 code for a protein of 1153 amino acids.
GUUUAGCAGGGAAAUCUUUGCUAGUUUUGAAGAAGUUCUGAAAGCUCUGUUGCAUUGGGAGCCCCGCCGCUUUCAGGAGAACUAAGAAAUCUACAAGAGUCACCAUGGCUGAAUUCGGAGAGAAAAAGAGCGCCGUCGGCCCACCGGUUGCUGUCUGGAAAGCUGCGUCAGGAGGAGCCGGUACGAGCCUGGAGACGCACCGGGGAGAGUCGGUGUCAAACGGAAACUGCAGCGUGUCAGACACCGCGAAGAGGGUCCAAAACGAAUCCAGCUGCGAGUCCCCAACGUGGGAGAGCACAGGUUCAGAUUCAGCCUCCAAACCAAUCCCGCGACGCAGCAGUCUGAUCAAGGAUGGGUCACGUGUGGGUCGGGAAAGGAAGAAGACGGUGUCUUUCAGCAGCAGCCUGUCAGAGAAGAAGAUAAGCAGUGCUGCUGACUGUAUCCACUCCAUGGUUGAGGGGAGUGAGCUGAAGAAAAUCCGGCCCAACUCACGUGUUUACCAGCGCUACUACAUGCUGGACACAGGCCUCCAGGCUCUGUGCUGGGAGCCAUCCAAGAAGGAGUCAGACAAAGCCCGGAUCGCUCUCGCAUCCAUACGAGAGGUACGGACAGGUCGUAAUACAGAAACCUUCCGUACCAGUGGAGUUUAUGAGCAGAUUUCAGAGGACUGUGCAUUCUCCAUCAUCUAUGGACAGAUAUAUGAAAACUUGGACCUGGUGGCCAACUCUGCUGAAGUGGCUAACAUUUGGGUGACUGGACUAAGGUAUCUAAUGCAGUAUGGGAAACAUACCCUGGACAUGCUUGCUAGCAGUCAGAACAGUCUUCGCCUCGGCUGGCUGGAGCAGUUGUUUUCCUCUGCUGCUGAUUCGGACAGACAGGAAGAUGGUGAAGAAGGGAUUCACUUGCAGUCAGCCAUUAAAUUGAUACAGAGUGUGAACCCUGGGGUGAGCAGUGGCAAAGUAGAGCACAGGUUUAAAGAGCUUCAAAGAGUUAGGGAGAGGAUGCGUGGGCUUACCCUAGAUAAUGGAUCUGGAGUUAAAGAUCACAAUGAAACCAAAAGAAUAAUGGGAAGAAAUGAGCGAGUCACCAAGCAGGAGUUCAUCGAGGCUUUCCAUGACUUUUGCACUCGUCCGGAGAUCUACUUUCUGUUGGUGCAGUUUUCUAGCAACAAGGAGUUCCUGGACUGCAAAGACCUGAUGCGGUUCCUUGAGGCUGAGCAGGGCAUGGCUCAAGUGAGUGAGGAGACCAGCUUGAAACUCAUCCAGUCCCACGAGCCAUCGGAGGAGGGCCGGCAGCAAGGAUACCUGUCUUUGGAUGGCUUCACCAGCUACCUCACUUCGGCAGAGUGCCACCUCUUCGACAGGGAGCAUGACACUGUGUGCCAGGACAUGUCCCAGCCUUUGUCCCACUACUACAUCAACUCCUCCCACAACACAUACCUCAUUGAAGACCAGUUUAAAGGUCCCUCCGACAUCUCUGGCUACAUUCGCGCCCUCAAAAUGGGUUGUCGAUGUGUGGAGGUGGAUGUUUGGGACGGCCCUGAUGAGGAGCCAGUGGUGUGCACCGGUCACACCCUUUCCCCACCACUGGCCCUGCUGAGUGUGUUAGAAGCAAUUGGAAGAUUUGCAUUUGUGGCAUCAGAGUAUCCCUUAAUUUUAUGUAUUGAGAACCACUGUUCACUGCGACAGCAGAAAGUGAUGCAGCAACAUCUCAUGGAUAUACUAGGAGAGAUGUUAUACACAAAUCCCCCACAUGAAGGGGACUUGUUUUUACCAUCGCCACAUGGCCUAAGGCAUCGAAUCCUACUGAAGGGUAAGAAGCUGGGGCCAGGUAGUGAUGGGGAGGAUGGGGAAGUAAGUGAGGAGGAUGAAGGGGCGGAGAUGUGUCAAAGGAUGAAAGCAGCUAAUAGUGGAGGGGCAGCGCCUGGAGGAAGUGAGAAGGACAUGUUGCAGAAAAUCGUCCUUUUCACAGCCGUCAGUCAUUCUAAUCCUCCUCAUCUUCCUUCCAAACGGUUCCAGCUCUUGAAGGAGCUGUCUGAUGUAGUAACUCUUUGCCACUCAGUGCGCUUCACUGACUUUCCAACAUCUUCCAAAACGCAAAGACCUUGGGAACUGUGUUCCUUUCAUGAGUCUCUGGCUGUGCAUCUUGCAGGGGAGAGCCCUGGGGACUUUGUCAAUCAUAACAAGCAUUUCCUGUCACGGGUGUACCCAAGCCCCAUGCGUAUCGACUCAAGCAAUAUGAACCCUCAGGACCUGUGGAAGUGUGGGUGCCAAAUUGUGUCUAUGAAUUUUCAGACAGCAGGACUGAUGAUGGACCUGAACACAGCUUGGUUCCGGCAGAAUGGGAACUGUGGUUACGUUCUUCGGCCAGCUAUCAUGCGGCAGGAAGUGUCUUAUUUCAGUGCCGACACCAGAGACACAGUGCCCGGUGUGUCUCCGCAGCUGCUUCAUGUGAAGGUGAUAAGUGGCCAGAACCUGCCCAAGCCAAGGGGUUCUGGGGCCAAAGGGGAUGUGGUGGACCCAUACGUGUAUGUGGAGAUCCACGGCAUUCCAGCUGACUGCACAGAGCGCCGCACCAGGACAGUGACCCAGAACGGGGACAACCCUAUCUUUGAUGAGAGCUUUGAGUUCCAGAUCAACCUGCCAGAGCUUGCUAUGGUUCGCUUCGUGGUGCUGGAUGAUGACUUCAUAGGGGAUGAGUUUAUAGGUCAGUAUACCAUCUCUUUAGAGUGUCUUCAGCCGGGUUACCGACAUGUACCACUUCAGUCUCUGACAGGAGAGGAACUUCCCCACGCCAAACUAUUUGUGCACGUGGCCCUCACUAAUCGUAGAGGAGGGGGAAAGCCUCACAAACGGGGCCUGUCUGUGCGGAAGGCUAGGAAGGGGAGGGACUACACAGCUCUGAGGGACUUGGGAGUCCGGGCUGUGGACGAGGUUUUCAAGAUGGCUGCUCCACUGCUUAGAGAGGCCACUGACCUGAGGGAAAACAUGCAGAACUCUGUAGCAGUGUUCAGGGAGCUGUGUGGGGUGUCGGCUGUGGCUAACCUUAUGCAGUGCGUACUGGCUCUGAGCUCUAGAGUGUCAGGACCAGACGGGACGCCUUUGGUACUGUUUGACCUCCGGGACCACUACCCCACCCUGGAGCCUCAGGGGCCCCUGCCUGAUGUCCUUCGCCGUGUCGUCUCCACCUAUGAAAUGAUGGUCCAGGCGAGCAGACCAGUGAUCGAGCUCUCCGAUGGAAUCUACGACAGGAUCCUGCAUAUACAAACAACGGCAAUGGAGUUUCAUGAGAAGCUGCAGAGCCUGGCAGCGAAGGAGGGGCUGAAAGGUCGCAAGGUCAGUCGAGCGCUGGAGAGCUUCAGCUGGAACAUCACGAUCCUUAAGGGCCAGGCUGACCUACUGAAGCAUGCCAAGGCUGAAGUCCAGGAGAACAUGAAGCAGGUCCAUGAUGCGGCUUUGACUGGAAACCUCACCAAGGAGAGUCCAGGAGUGACAAGAGUCCGCUCCCAAAUACGACGAGGCCAGGAUGACAGACCCGCCACGAAUGCUAGAGGAACCUCUGCAUAACAAGCAAAUGAGAGAGGACACAACCAAAUUGCCAUUUUAGAUGCUGUGACAGACCCUCCUACUGUCGUCUAUUUGUUCCAACGUAUUAGUCUGCCACAGUGGGAGAGUUUCAUAAUGUUGUGGGAGUACAAUAGCAAGUACCCCGUUUAUAAGAAAGAAGAACAGAAGAGUUGAUGAAUGUAAAAGUCUUCAAAAAGCUGCCACUUUCCACCCACCUGUUGCUGAACACUUGGGAGCUGUGGACGUCAGAGCGCUGCUGUGAGGAGACAAAAGAUACAAAUAAAAAUUGAGAGUUAAAUGUAGUUUGUUUUGAAGCCAAGGUUCCACUGUUUGUACUGUAUUAAACUGUAAAUAUACCAAAUGUUUAUUAUCUUAUGUGCAAUGUUUUUGAGGUUUGAACUGUGUCAUAAACAGGGAGGAAAAAAUGUCAUUUUUCUAGCACGGUCUGGAAUGACUUUAGUCAAAAGAUGUUAAAAACCUUUUGAAAUCUUUUGGAAAUCAGCCACCUCCACGUGCUGGUGGUUUGUACUUCACUAAGCUGCUAUAGUACCUAGCAAUAUCAAGUAAGGAAGGUAUUUUAAAUUCAAAUGUCUUGGACCAGUGCAACCCCUAUAUGCUCUCUCCAGUUUUUCCAUGAAGCAUUUUUAGGUCCUGGAUCGCUGAUCUUCAUCCAGUCACCAUGAGGUCCUUUGUCUUGCCACACAAUUCUCCACUUCACCCUCUAACUAUUGUCUUACAUACAGUAUUGUAUAUUUUUGUAUUUUCCUCAAACCCUUGUGGUAAUUAAACCACUGCUACCUGCCAUAAUGAUCAACUCCAUUGCUGUAAAUGUCUGCCUCUAGGAACAAAUACUGUUUUGUUGAAAGUGCUUAAUUUGUGUUCAAAACACUGUACAGUAUUUUAUUAUGUAAUUCUAUCCUUUUACUGUAAAGAAUAUUUUAAAUAAGUUAUUGAUCCUGAAUGAAAACAUUCCAUAAAGACGUUAUUGGUGCAGUAGAUGAGGCUAAACAUGUUCAACUCUGUAAGGUUGCAGUUCAUGAUUACCUUCCGUAACAA